Molecule: messenger RNA, 1806 nt
Organism: Microcebus murinus (gray mouse lemur)
Lineage: Eukaryota; Metazoa; Chordata; Mammalia; Primates; Cheirogaleidae
Gene: HAUS2
Product: HAUS augmin like complex subunit 2
Biological process (GO): centrosome cycle; spindle assembly; microtubule nucleation
Cellular component (GO): centrosome; HAUS complex; mitotic spindle microtubule
Source: RefSeq, a predicted model, not a curated record
CGCCGCGCGUUCGCCCUGCGUUCCAUUCACUCUUGGCGCCGUCCGGGGAGGUGUGUUGGAGCCAUGGCUUCUGCCAACCCCUGGGACCCGGCAUCGGCGCCAAACGGUGCUGGGCUACUGUUGAGCCACUUCGUAGCUUCAGGGAUAGUCACUCAGGAGAUGUUAAAUAUAUCUAAGAAAACAGCUUCUUGUUUUAUGAACUUCUCCAGACUACAGCAGAUCACAAAUAUUCAAGCUGAAAUCUACCAGAAAAACCUGGAAAUUGAACUCCUGAAACUAGCAAAGGAUACAGCAGAUAUUGUUCAUCCUUUCUUUUUGGCUCAGAAGUGUCAUACUCUGCAAAGCAUGAAUAAUCAUUUGGAAGCAGUGCUAAAAGAGAAGAGGUCCCUCAGGCAAAGACUGUUGAAACCCAUGUGCCAGGAAAACUUACCUAUUGAAGCUAUUUAUCACAGAUAUUUGGUACAUUUGUUGGAGUUGGCUGUGACUUUCAUUGAGAAAUUAGAAAGCCAUCUUGAAACAAUUAGAAAUAUCCCUCAUUUAAAUACAAAUCUAAAGAAAAUGAGCAAGGCUUUUGCAAAGAUGGAUGUUUUGGUGACUGAGACAGAAGAACUAGCAGAGAAUAUACUCAAGUGGCGAAAACAGCAAAAUGAAGUUUCUUCUUGUAUCCCCAAAAUAUUAGCUGAAGAAAAUUAUCUUCAUAAACAUGACAUUAUUAUGCCUCCUUUACCUUUUACUUCUAAAGUUCAUGUCUAAACUGUUAUUGCCAAGUGAUCAUCAAUUUUAUUUUUGCUUAAUUAUAUAUAGUCAUAUAUAAAGUCUAUUUCUAAUCACUUGUGACAUAUUUUAUAGGCUUUGCUGCUAGCAAUACUGAAAGAGCCCUCUUUAUAUUGGAGGAUUCAGGUUCAUUAAGACCAAAAUGACUUUUUCUUUGUUUUUCAUAUAUUUUUAUUUCACUUUUCAGUAAAGCUACUCAAGACUAUAUAUAAUUAUGAUGAUCUAUUAACAUAAGUGAAUUAACCAUUUCUUAAGCAGUAAAUUCUUUAUUGUCUUUUUAAAAAAUGCAUGUUUCUGAAUUAGAAGAGUUUUCUUGAAUUGAAAAUGUCUGUGGUGAUUAUUCCUGUGGGAUUGUCAGUGAGUUUGCAGAACAGAAUAACAUAGCAGGUUUCUCAUCCUUUGAAAGGUCUGCAUACAAGGUUGGUUCUUGGCUGGUGCAUCUGGGAACUUAGAUAUCAGGAUGUGUCUUAGUCCAUUUUCUGCUGCUAUAACAAAAUACAACUGACUAGAUAAUUUAUAAAGAAUGGAAGUUUUAUCUGGCUCAUGGUUCUAAAGGAUAGGAAGUCCAACAGCACACAUGGCACCAGAGUCUGGUGACAGUCAUGCCAUGGCAGAAGGCAUCACAUGGCCAAUGAGCAUGAGAGAUAUAUGGGGCCAAACUUAUCCUUUUAUCAUAACAGGAGGGUUCCCUCUACACACUGAUAAGAGUGGUUCAUUGUGACUAAGCUGUUAGUACAAUGUGAUUUGUGGUGAACACCUGCUUUCCUUCUGGGAGUCUAGAAUUUUGGUACAUACUAGGUAGAAAUUACAUAUAUGACCAGCCCUCAGUAAAAACCCUGGGCACUGUAUCUCUAACAAGCUUCCCUGAUAGACAUUUCACACGUUGUCACAAUUCAGGUGCUGGCAGAAUGAAGCAAAUUCUGUGUGACUUCACUGGCAGAGGACAUUGGAAGCUUGUGCCUGUUUUCCCCUGUGUACCUUUUCCCUUUUCUAUUUUAUUUUUGCUGUAAUAAUUCAUAACUGCAAGUGUGA